Molecule: messenger RNA, 2192 nt
Organism: Anoplopoma fimbria (sablefish)
Lineage: Eukaryota; Metazoa; Chordata; Actinopteri; Perciformes; Anoplopomatidae
Product: kinesin-like protein KIF22
Biological process (GO): microtubule-based movement; mitotic spindle organization
Molecular function (GO): microtubule motor activity; microtubule binding; ATP binding
Source: RefSeq, a predicted model, not a curated record
AGCUCUGAUUGGUCAAUGGUCGUUUCCGGUUUCAGCGCUCCUCAUUUGAAAAGUGUUCGGUUAACGUCCGUGUGGUUGGCGUGAUGAUGAAGGGGCUCGUUCGCCAUUGUUAAAAGACUGCUUCUGCCAUCUAACGAGAGACAUUUUGUUUGUUAGGAGUUCAGAGAUGGCUCAGCGCAUGGCGGUGUCCGAUGGAGCAAACAAAAAGACGUCCAGGGUUCGGGUGGCGGUUCGUCUGCGGCCCUAUAUUGACCAUGAAGACGAUAAAGAAGAGGGGCCCUGUGUGAAAGGCCUGGACUCGCAGAACUUGGAAAUAAUCAACUGGAGAAACGCAACAGAAACAGUCAAAUACCACUUUGAUGCUUUCCAUGGCGAGCAAACAACACAGCAAGAAGUGUUCCUGUCCUCAGUGAAGCCCAUUCUACCACACAUCCUGAAUGGACAAAAUGCCAGUGUCUUUGCCUAUGGACCAACAGGGGCUGGUAAGACCCACACCAUGAUGGGCAGUUCAGAUCAGCCAGGCGUGAUCCCCCGAGCCGUUCGCGAGGUCUGCAAGCUGGUCAAAGCUAAGGAUGACAAUGACGGAUGGAACUACAGCAUUGGCAUGUCUUAUUUGGAAAUUUACAAUGAAAAGGUGCUAGAUCUUCUAUCGCCAAGCUCCCAGGAUUUACCAAUCAGAGAGGACAAGGACAAGAACAUCCUUAUCCCUGGCCUGACUCACACAACUAUCUCCUGCUUUUCCGAUUUUGACAAACUAUUUGUCCCUGCCAGCCUCAACCGUACUACAGCCUCUACCAAACUAAAUCAGCGCUCCAGCCGCAGCCAUGCUAUCCUCCUCAUCAAGGUUGUUCGGACUCAGCGUGCCCUGCCCCAAAGACAACAGACAGGAAAGCUGUACUUGAUAGACCUUGCUGGGUCGGAGGACAACCGUCGCACCGGCAACCAGGGCAUCCGCCUGAAGGAGAGCGGUGCCAUCAACCUGUCUCUCUUCACUCUCAACAAAGUCGUGGACUCCCUAAACUCAGGCACUGCCGUCCGUGUGCCGUACAGAGACAGUAAACUGACGCGGCUGCUACAGGACUCUCUGGGUGGCUCAUCACACUCCGUCAUGAUCACCAAUAUUGCACCCGAGUACAAAUACUAUUUUGAUACGUUCAGUGCACUCAACUUUGCCUCCAAAUCCAAGCUCGUUGUGAACAAGCCCUUCACCUGUGAAACUGUGGCCGUGCCUGUGCAGUCAGUGAAACGGGCCAGAGAAGACCAUGAGGCACGGGCUGGCACUGAGCCAACCAAGAAGAGGCUGAAAGACGAGAGGAAAACCGAACAGGAUGGUUCCUCGCCUUCUUCACAUUUUCACAGUUUGUCAGAACCAUCAGUGAUGGACAGACUAAUAGCUCUGGAGAAGCUGAUGAUGAACUGCCAAGACAAAGAUAAACAUAGCAUGCUGAAAGAUGUAGCCCAGUCUCGCAAGGAGAUCCAGGAGCUCAAAGAGAAGCAGAGGGAGUUUGAGAGCAAGGCCAUGCUAUUCAAGUCCAGUGGCAAACACGAGCCUGCCUUCAAGAACAGCACAGCUCCUCUGCAAAGAAAACCGGCAACCGCCACAAAGGCCAAUAAGCAGCAGGCCGUGGUCCAGCCCCUGCAAGUGUCCCAGCUCCAGCCUCUUCACCAGCUUGCCGUCGUCAAAAAACAGUCCGUCUGUGUCAAGAAGAAAGUGAAGAUUUCAGACCAGGUUGAGCCUCCAGAUGGUAAAGAGAACAUUAUGGAGACUGGUUGGGAAUCCCAACUCGACACAUCUGUGCUGGAGCACUCCAGACAGAAAAUUCUGCACAUCCUCAAUACGGGUUCCCUCAAAGAGCUGAAAGGUCUGCAGCAGAUCGGCGAUAAAAAGGCAAAGCUCAUCCUGGGUUGGAGGGAGAUCCAAGGUCAAUUCAUGAAGUUGGAGGAUGUGAUAAAAGUCGAGGGUAUGACGGCAAAGAGAUUUUCCACCUUCAUGAAAGCAAACAUCCUGAGCGCCAUGGGAAAGUGAUUUUUUGUAAUUUAUUUUUUUAUUAUUUUUAAUCAUAGCUUUUUGUUAAAUGUAUAUCAUUUCUAUCUGAAGCUUUUGGCAUUGGUGUUUUUGUUUUGUGCUAUUUUUGUAGUUACUACUGUGUUCCAUCAGGUGGCGCACUGCUGCUUUUUAAUAAAUAUCUCAC